AUGACUUACUGCCUUCCACCGCAUUUAUCGGCCUUCUUUACACCCAAGGAACCGAUCAAGUAUUUGCCACCUUUAGAUACUCCAUCGCAUUUACGAAAAAGAAGGCCUUAUACUGGUGUUAGUGUUUUCCUAUCGCAAUUUGAGACUGUUCGAAAUAGUGCUCCCAGUGUGGUUACGGAAACAAGAGAAGAGAAGAGAACGCGCCAGAAAAAAGAACGCUUGGAUAAAGUAUCAGCAAAACUACAAAAGGAUUUAGCACAAUGGGAUCCUCAUAACAAUCCUAAAGGUACAGAAGAUCCAUUCAAGACUUUGCUAGUUUCAAGAUUGAGUUAUGAUACAACUGAAUCAAAGCUAAGACGUGAGCUAGAAGCCUACGGCAGUGUCAAGUCUGUACGGUCGAUAUAUGAUCUUUCUGGUAAACCAAAGGGGUAUGCUUUUGUAGAAUUUGAGCAUGAGCGAGAUAUGAAAGCUGCGUAUAAAUACGCUGAUGGUAAGAAAGUAGAUGGACGGCGAAUACUAGUGGAUGUGGAGCGAUCGCGCACUGUCAAGAAUUGGCUACCUAGGCGACUUGGAGGUGGAUUAGGAGGUACCCGUCUAGGUGGUGAAGAUAUCAACGUCAAGCAUUCAGGGCGUGAAGAAAACAGAAUGGAUGAUAGUAGAGUUGGAGGAGAUCGUAAAGUUUCACCUGAUCGAGGUCUAGAUAGGGAUAGAAACAGAGAUAGACGAGACAGAGAUAGAGGAGACACAGAGAGAUACAGAGGCAGAGAUAGAGACAGGGAUCGUGAAAGAGAUCGUGAUCGUGAUCGUGACCGAUAUCGACCCAGAUAUGAUGAUCCAAACAGUGGCUAUCGUGGUAGAGGUAGGGAUUACAGAGAUCGAGAUCGAGAAAGAGACCGCAGAGAUAGAGACCGUGAUAGAGACCGAGAUCGAGGUAGAGAUAGGAGACAUGAUAGAUCUAGGUCCCGAGAGCGUCGAGAUUACGAUAGAAGAAAAGAUGUCGAAAGUGGUGAAAUUGUUGAAGAUAUAUAA
Messenger RNA from Trichoplax adhaerens, 1029 nucleotides. RefSeq lists its product as uncharacterized. Bases 1 to 1029 code for a protein of 342 amino acids. Lineage: Eukaryota; Metazoa; Placozoa; Uniplacotomia; Trichoplacea; Trichoplacidae. The record is from RefSeq and is a predicted model, not a curated record. The transcript is spliced from 9 exons. Gene Ontology annotation, cellular component: U2-type prespliceosome; precatalytic spliceosome; U1 snRNP. Gene Ontology annotation, molecular function: mRNA binding; U1 snRNA binding. Gene Ontology annotation, biological process: mRNA splicing, via spliceosome.